AUGCCUGAUGAUGUCGAACUGCGGCAGGAGAUUCUGCAAAGGACGCUGGAGGAAGUAGCGCAGGAGAAGCAUCAUAACCACCGGAACGAAGACGCGGAAGAGGAAGGAACGGCCAAUCCGUGUGUGAUAUGUCUUGAUGCGAUCGCAGAGCCGGGGGUAUCUAUACCGUGCGGACAUGCGAAUUUUGAUUUUCUCUGCUUGUUGAGUUGGUUGGAGCAGCGGCCGAGUUGCCCUCUGUGCAAGAAGGAUGUUAUCUCCGUGAAAUACGACCUGAACGCUGCUGAAGGUCCUAAAGUUUAUAAAUUACCUCCUCCGGCUCCUUCUACUACACCCCCGUCUACAACAGCACCACCGGCGCCUCGUCCGCAUCGACCGGAUUUCCACCGCGGCCGUCCUCUGAGAGAAGCGCAACGCCCCCGAGCACCAGAACCGGACGAUCCCCUCCUGCGACGAAGACAUGUCUAUCGCAACCAACUAUACUCCCUACGCGUUGGCUCGAACCGCCUCUCGCAAUACCGCGAAUUAACACCCGAACUCUUCAACCACGACGAACAGCUAGUAUCGCGCGCCAGGAAAUGGAUCCGUCGCGAGCUGCGCGUAUUCAGUUUCUUAAACCCUGACCCCGAAGAAGAAGACGGAGAAGCAGGACCCAACCGCAAUAACCGAGUACCCCGUCCCGGACAGCAACGAUUAGAAAACCGCCGCGGAAAUAACGCCGAGUUUCUACUUGAGUAUGUCAUUGCGAUUCUCCGCACAGUCGAUGUGAAAGGGAGCGCUGGACAGGCAGAAGAAUUACUACGUGAUUUUGUGGGAAGGGAUAAUGCUCGUUUGUUUCUGCACGAGUUGUCGUCUUGGUUGCGGAGUCCUUAUAUGUCUCUCGAGGACUGGGAUCGGAAUGUGCAGUAUGAGGAUACGAUAGGGACGCCUCCGAGAGGGCCAGGUCCACGAGGGCUUGAGUCUGAUCGUCGUUCCACUCAUGUGUUUGGGCCUGAUAGGCGCUCUGGACGUGGAAGGGGAUCGAAGCCGUAUUCUUCAAGAAGGCCGUAUGAUCAAGGGAGAUCGCGAGAUGCGUUGACACAGGCUCGACGAUUGCAGUCCGCACGGGAUAGGUAUAUCCCUGAUUAA
Messenger RNA from Aspergillus glaucus CBS 516.65, 1125 nucleotides. Its product is annotated as RING finger domain protein. The transcript is spliced from 2 exons. Gene Ontology annotation, molecular function: ubiquitin protein ligase activity. Lineage: Eukaryota; Fungi; Ascomycota; Eurotiomycetes; Eurotiales; Aspergillaceae. The record is from RefSeq and is a predicted model, not a curated record. The coding region runs from base 1 to 1125 and encodes 374 amino acids. Gene Ontology annotation, biological process: protein monoubiquitination; protein polyubiquitination.